Molecule: messenger RNA, 431 nt
Organism: Arachis stenosperma
Lineage: Eukaryota; Viridiplantae; Streptophyta; Magnoliopsida; Fabales; Fabaceae
Product: putative glutaredoxin-C14
Exons: 1
Coding region: 11-412 (133 amino acids)
Biological process (GO): negative regulation of DNA-templated transcription; anther development
Cellular component (GO): cytoplasm; nucleus
Source: RefSeq, a predicted model, not a curated record
UAGUUUGAUAAUGCAGUACCAACAAUCAUCGUCAUGGAGCUACUACAUGAGCAUGAGAAGUAACCGUCACCGUGUGGCGGAGGAGGAGAUGACGAUGGAGAGGGUGGGGAGGCUGGCGUCAGAGAGCGCCGUCGUGAUCUUCACCAUAAGCAGCUGCUGCAUGUGCCAUGCAAUGAAAACUCUCUUCUGCGGCAUGGGAGUCAACCCUAUGGUCCACGAUCUUGACCUUCUCCCCAACGGCAAACAAAUCGAGCGUGCUCUGAUGUCUCUUCUCGGAAUCAGUGGCGGCGCCGUCGUCCCUGUUGUCUUCAUUGGCGGCAAGCUUGUUGGCUCCAUGGAUCGGGUCUUGGCUUUUCACAUCAAUGGCACUCUUGUUCCUCUUCUCAAACAAGCUGGUGCCUUGUGGCUUUAAUUAAUAAUAAUUAAUCAUC